Guyanagaster necrorhizus is the source of this 1359-nucleotide messenger RNA. RefSeq lists its product as uncharacterized. The transcript has 4 exons. The record is from RefSeq and is a predicted model, not a curated record. Bases 1 to 1359 code for a protein of 452 amino acids. Lineage: Eukaryota; Fungi; Basidiomycota; Agaricomycetes; Agaricales; Physalacriaceae.
AUGUUCAUUCCGUUUAUUACGACGCGAAUGCAAAGACGUGCUGGCAGCGGGAGUGCAGGUGGUGGAAGUAAAGGCGGGAUGGGUUCGACUUCCAAGAGUGGAAGUGGGACAGGUAGCUCGAGCAGCGGCAAAGGAUCCAAUGGUGGUAGCUCAUCCAGUAGUAGUGGAAAGGACAGCAGUGUGUCUGCCGGGGGAACAUCCAAAGCUACUUCUUCGUAUAGCAAAUGUGGAGGACCGAUUUCGACUAUUCCUUCCAGCCAGCUAUUCGCUGGGCGGCGUGGCGUUGGUGGAACUGGUAUUAAAUGUGUAGCCAGUUUCUACUACUUCCUCCACCUUUCGAAUUUCACGCAAACCCUGGUAACGCCAACAGUCCUCGAAGCGAUGUAUGUUCCCUUCGUCUCUACACUGAGCGGCUCUCGAAAACUGUACCGUCGGAAAGGAGGGGGUGGUGGUGGUAAGGGUGGUGGAAGCAGAAGCGGAGGCGGUAAAAGUGGGGGUGCUGGGAAAAGUGGAGGAGGGGGGAAAAGCGGUGGCUCAAGUUCAGGUUCAGGUUCAGGUGCUAAACCUAUUCAGCCUGUCAAUACAGGCGGAUCUUCGAAGAAAUCUUUCUCGUACAGCACAGGCGGGGGAAGCGCAUUGACAAUUCCAUCGGGCCAGCCUUUCGCUGGACGCUCUCAAGGCGGCGCCAGCAGGUCUCAGGUAUAUGGCACAAGGCGUGUUUCACGUUUUUCUCUUCUGGUGCUUGAAGCUGACAGUGAAGAAGCAUAUAUGGCAGCGGGUACCCAGGCGUUGCAGGCCGCGGCGUGGCGGGCCGAGGGUUUCCCUUCUAUUUCUGGCCUUUGGCAUGGGGUGGCGUUAGUGGGUACAGCGGUGCCGCCUACCUACACAACAACGAAUCGACCCGGAGGGGUCAUGAUGUCUGCUACUUUUCCCGCGAGCUCCAGCAACACCACAUUCCACGUUGUAGCUGACAACAGCACGGUCGCCUCCCUCAUCACGGAUAUUAGAAAUAAUUGCUCGUCGGUGAUCAAUACUUCAUCUGCUUCAGGUGCUCCCAUUGCAUUUAACGAUUCGGGUGCGAGCACACCAAAGCCGGAACAAGCCGUACAGUUCUAUCGCGCUAGUAGUGUGGCCCUCACAGUGGAUGGGUAUAACAAUACCGGAGCUUUAGAUGAUUCCGGAAACACGCCUAACACACCUGUUCCUCCUUGGGUCGACACGAAUGCCCUUAACUGUCUCAAUUACACAAUUGGAGCUGCUGUACCAUUAGUGGAUGGUGCGGAUGCACGUUCGACGAAUCCUUACCUAGGAUAUCUGGUUUUGGUAUGGGUCUUGUAUCAUUUCUGUUCAUUUUUGUAA